Messenger RNA from Melampsora larici-populina 98AG31, 3360 nucleotides. Its product is annotated as cell wall integrity protein scw1. NCBI's taxonomy places the organism in Eukaryota, Fungi, Basidiomycota, Pucciniomycetes, Pucciniales, Melampsoraceae. Gene Ontology annotation, molecular function: mRNA binding. The coding region runs from base 1 to 3360 and encodes 1119 amino acids. The transcript is spliced from 3 exons. The record is from RefSeq and is a predicted model, not a curated record.
AUGUCAAUUCUCUUGAGCUCAGAUCAUUUGGACAAGAAUACUAGUAGUGCUCCUAAUACCAUUGAUCAUACUACAAAUAAUCCUAAUCAAUCCAUCUUUUCAUCUAAUCUUACUCCUCGUCGUUCUAAUAUCUCUAAUCUCACGACCUCUUCUUCACCCAUGAAGAAUGAAAACACUCUUGGUUCUCAAUCGAUUCCAGAAGUUGAGGAGUCAGCUGGCUCACUCCUUGACUCAUCUCCUACUUCUACUACUACUCGAAACCAAUCACAAUCGAAUUCAACUAGUUUACGUGAUUUUCAAUCGGACCCGCUCUUAGGUCCUCGUCGGUCCUCAACUUAUUCCAAUCGUGAUGAUAGUAAAUCAUCUUCGCUCUUCUCCCCACUCAACUCAGCAUUCUCCUCUUUCUCAUUCAAUCCUAUCAAAACUACUUCAAGCAAUCUGAGCGCCAAUCAAAUCUUUUAUUCUUCUGCGACCAACACCCCUUCGCCUACUACCCAACAAGCUGAUUCCCCUCGUCUCAGUUCUACUACUCUUGCCUCGACUAAAUCCCUCAAUACUUCUAUUGAGCCUUUUGAUCUCGAUCAGCAUAAUUCCUCUUCUACUCUUCAUCCUGGUGCUCGGUCUUAUUCUAGCCCGGGCACUUCCACCUCACUCUCAACAAAUCAGCAGUCUUCUCGUGAUGGCAACCGCUCUCUCGGCUCCAACCUACAAGCCUCUCAAUCUGAUCGACCUCUACGUCAAGAGGAAUCUUCCGCUCCUCAUUCGAGCUCGUCUUGGCCUUUGACUGCAAAUUCCACUGGACCACUGGAUUAUUGCCCUGGUCGUGAUGCUGUAUCUGAUCGACAUGGAUGGCUUUAUGUUCGACCUGGUCAAUCAGGUUCGAAAAAUGAUCCAAUUCCCCCCACUGGGAUUCCUCGUUCCUUAUCGCUCCAAGAAAUGCCUACCAUCCCAUGGCUGGGUCAAGAUCGAACUACUCAAUCAUUUGGUCCACCUCCUUCUGGCGCCAUACCAGGAGGUCAAGAAUCACUCUACACUGAACCUGCGCUGGGACGUCGAAUGUCAUUGAAGAGUGACAUGACUAGCCCUCCAUCGAACUUAAAAAAUCUGGGUUCUUAUUACAACCCGAAUACCCUCAGUAGCAAUGUUUAUAAUGAUCAAACUCGUGACCCACGCGUUACUUCUUUUCUAUCCAACGAUCCAUCUUCAUUUCAACAACGUCUUCAUGCAUUCAUUCCUCCCAAUGCCACCAUGCGACCUAUCAGCCCUACCAACCGGUCUGGCAGGAUUGAACAAGUUGCUGAAGAAAUCUCUACUAUCUUUGUUGUUGGAUUUCCUGAAGAUAUGGAUGAGAGAGAAUUUCAAAAUAUGUUCAUGUUCUCACCUGGAUUCGAAGCUGCAACCUUGAAAGUCCCUGCCACAGCUCUAGCUGCUCGUGAUCACGCCAUGUCACCUACCGGGCCUCAUGGAUCCAGCAUUUCCUUACCUUCCACAUCGCAUGGCACCGUUGGACAGUCGUUCAGUUCAACUGCUCCCAAUAUGAUGGAUCCUUUCGGGAUGCCUUUGGGAUAUGAUGGACUUGAAGAUCUCUAUAGCCCAUUAGGAAUCGGUUGUGGACCCAAUGCUAGCCUUCAAGGCCUAGUUGAUUUUUCCGGUCUCGCUGGUGCUGGCAUUUCACCUUUCGGGAAUCGUAGACAAAUAAUAGGCUUCGCCAAAUUCAAGACGCGAGCGGAUGCCUUACACGCUCGUGAUGUGUUGAGCGGUCGGAGAGUUGAUGCCGAAAAAGGUUGUAUACUCAAGGCAGAAUUGGCCAAGAAAAACUUGCACACCAAGCGUGGAUUGUCCAAUGAAGCCUCAGCACCCCUUACCGUUUCCACACCAGCAUUUUCUUUCAAUGGUGGUUAUUUCAAUCCUUUCAGUCCGUCAGGUGAUCCUUUUAGUCCUAAUAACAAAUCCAACAAUGUGAAUUCAGAUAGUGGAACUCAAUCUGGUCCUCAUCGUGUCAAGAAUAUCCAUCGUUCCUCAAUCGACAGUGAUCAUCAGUUACAAAUGAAUCACUUUUUCGAAGUUGAACAUCGAACGUUAUCCAAUUCCAUAGAACCAUGUCAAUUUGACAUGAGUGCUACUCGGCCUCGCUCUUCUUCCACUUUUGAUCCCUUCUUGAUCACUGCAACUAACAGUUUGAACUUGUUGAAUGAACCAACGAGAGGAAAGAGUUUGAUCGAGUCAUUCGGAUCUCCAACUAGUCAACGCGCUCCUAUUGAUUACAGUGCAUUUGCCGCUACGCCCAACCCCCAUCAUUUCACCAACUCAUCUGGAUACGGUGGUCGACUCACUCGAACUGGUUCCCUUGGUUGUGGUACCAAUCCUAUCAAUACCGGCUCCACCUGGUUCAUCAAUCCUGGGCCAGCUACCACUACUGUCAACAUGCCAGCGGAGAAAGUAGGCGACAAAGGUAUCACAACUGAUCGACCUGGCUCCUUUGCUCCUACCUUCUUUCCCCUUGUACCGAAUAGCAGUAGUGGAGGUAGCAGUGGAAGCAGUGAUAGUAGUAGUACUGGUUCACGUCCUUCACUUGGAUCCAGUCCUACAGGUUUAGGAUCUACACUCCCACCCAACUCAGCACCUAACAGUCUCUCAACCAGCAGCGCCUUAAUGCCUCCCAACUCAACGGGUAAUGUUUGUCAAAAUUCGUUAAACCGAACUCAUUACCCAGCUGAUCAAAACCCAGCCAUCAACACCCUUUACGUUGGUAAUUUACCUACGGUGAUUCCCGGAACAGCAGUGGGUGAUAAUGUGAUGGGAUUAGCCACCAGAUUACCAGCACCUUUUCCACAUUCGAAUGGAAUGAUGUUAGUAGGACAUCCUCAUCAUCCCAAUACGCCCAUCAUGAGUAUCCCAAACCCAUCUACAUCUGUUUCUGGUAUGGAAUUAGAAGAUCGAUUGAGAAAGUUGUUUGGAAAGGCAGAAGGAUUUAAACGGUUUAGUUUCAGAUCUAAAGCUGGACAACCUAUGUGUUUUGUUGAGUUUGUGAAUGUUGAAGCGGCUAAAAAAGCAAUGGAAAACUUGUAUGGUGAUCGAUUAGAUGGAUUAGUACCGGGUGGAAUCAGAUUGGCUUUUAGUAGGAACGCUCUAGGUGUUAGAUCUAACCAACCUAACCAUCCAAAUUUUAAUCAAUUCUCUCAAAGUACAAAUAGAAAUCUGAACCCUAGUACAGGUUUAUCAACUUCUUUACCACCUCAAUCUUCUACACCACAUCAUAAUUCAAUGAUCAUCCCUUUUACAAAUCAUAAUUUGAAUUUGAAUCCUACUCAUCAACUUGUAGCAUCUUCAUCUACUUCGUUAAAUAUAUCUUCAUCUUGA